This is a messenger RNA of Cuscuta epithymum, 1298 nucleotides long. The record is from the annotation of a GenBank genome assembly. NCBI's taxonomy places the organism in Eukaryota, Viridiplantae, Streptophyta, Magnoliopsida, Solanales, Convolvulaceae.
CAAAGUCUUGAAGUACUCCGUAUGUUCAUCACCAUUACGCCGUUAGAGAGGGGGUAAGAUGCCCUCUUUUAAUGGAAAAUGGAGUUUUUUGCUCCAAAAUAAACUUUAAGGACUUAGAUGUGCCCCUUUUCCCUCGAUUAAAUUCUAAAAGUUGUGCUAUUCCAUAUUCUGUUCAGAAGUUUCCGAUUAACAAUUGAGAACAAGUUUCGUUAUCUUUACCGAUUACCACCGAUAUAUCUGUGUUGCCUUGCGCACAGACGCUGUUUGGGCAUAUCUGCUCGCAGUUACUUCCGCAUCUUCUUUGAUUCUUCAAGUAUUAUUGCACAGUUAAAAGGAUUACAAAGUCACAUGUAAUUCGACCGGAACUAAGAAUCAGUAUUCAAAACACUUCCAGCUGAUUAGUCAUGAACUACUCUCAGAAUGCUGCGGCAAUCGGCGGUGCCGGUGGCAACGGCACCGUGCUCUCCAUGUCCAAUGUCGCCUCACCGGCGGACUCAUCUGCGUCCGCCACCACCGGCUCACCGGCGGACGAUUCCAAACAGAACCUUAAUCAAGUCAUCAAUUCCAUACAGAAAACCCUCGGGAUGCUCCACCAGCUCUAUCUUACUGUUUCCUCCUUCAAUGUUGCCUCCCAGCUUCCCUUUCUCCAGCGCAUGAAUGCUCUUGUUUUGGAGCUUGAUAAUAUGACGAAAUUGGCAGAGAAAUGUGAUAUUCAGGUGCCUAUGGAAGUUUUAGAUUUAAUUGACAAUGGGAGGAAUCCAGAUGAGUUCACUAGGGAUGUAUUGAAUAGUUGCAUCGCCAAAAACCAGAUUACCAAAGGAAAAACAGAUGCUUUCAAGGGUUUAAGAAAGCAUCUCUUGGAUGAACUUGAAGAGGCAUUCCCUGAUGAAGUGGAAGCUUAUAGGACGAUGCGUGCAACUUCUGCUGCAGAAGCAAAACAGUUGGCUCAAGCGCAAAAUGCAUUAGCAAAUGGUGAUGUCAAGGUGAAGCCAGAAAUUUAAAGCCCCAAGGCUUUGACUUGCGAUUUGCUUGGUCUCUCAUCCCACAUGUUUGGAUCAUUUAAAAGUUGGACAGCAUGAUGAAACAGCUUGGGUAAGUUCAUUCCGGAUGUUCUAGGGAAUCAUGUUUGGAUUGUAAGACUAUUAUGCCAAAAAAACAGGACAGAUCCUUGUUAGUUAGUGUAUAUGUGCAUUGACAUUGUUGUAUUGUCUUCAUUAUGAUUAAACUUUGAAGUGUUCUCUUGUGCAUUUUACUGGGCGGAAAGUGUGUGCCAUAAUAUAGUUUGAACUCUGUUGAUU